AUGCCAUCCCGCAAAACGAAGAAAAAGCAGACGCGACUUGCUUUUGCUGCUUCAACCGCUACACCUUCAGCGGAUGUGAGUCCGGAGCAAAGUAGCAGAUAUGCAACCCUCACCUACAAUAACCCAAGCUUGGGCACAUACCGUCCUCCAAAGUCUUCCAAAAGCAAGCCGGAGACAUCACCCGAGAAGAAACGGCCGAAGCUCCCCACCAAGACGAAGGCCAAUGAUAAACCCGCGAAAGAACUCUCUAUAAAAGAUCAAUCGGACAAUGAAUUCUUAGACGAACCCAUCAUCUCCGCCUCCCAAAAGAGAAAGCAAGCCGCGCCACCUGACGUGAUGAUCUCCAGCCCACCAAAGCUCAAUGACCCCAAAGAUGCGAAGAAACCCCGCGCGCAGAAACCACAGCGAUCCUUACAAUUCUCGAAGAAACAGACUGAGAACACAAAUGAUUCUGAUUCGGAGGAGCUUUCCAGGCCCCGCCGCACACUCAAGCGAAAGGCCGCAAGCCCACCGAUUGACCCCAGCGACUCAGAUGAGCCAGUGGCUUCUUCAGUCGCCAAACGGCGCAGGUCUACCCGAGGUGGCCAUUCUUCAAGCUCCCCUCUUAUACUCAGCGGCGAUGAUUCAAACGAGUCAGUAGCUCCUUCGACCGUCAAGAGGCGCAGGCUAGCAAGGCCAGCCGUGGUGCCCAAAAGUGACGAUGAUGACUCGGACGUACCAUUAGCCUCCUCGCCAGUGAAGAGGCUCCGACGCGGGCAGGAAAAAGAAGCUCCCCAAGCUCCUCACACCCCCCGCCACAUCUCGAAACAGGCCAGACUUGAUAUCGCAGAGGAUUUGGAGGAUCUCCAGGAUUCAGUUGUUAAGAAAAGUCGAACUCGCGGCCGGAAUGUCGAAUCUGCCCGAGACAAGAGAAUGAAGCAUCUUGAAGCCCUCCGUCGCAGACGGGCUGGUGUGAAAGAUGAGGAGCAGGACGACGAGGAAGAAGAAGAGGAAGAAGAUGAAGAUGAAGACGAAGACGAAGACGACUCUGAUGUGCAGGAGAUUGGACGACCCGGCAGCGAUGCCAGUCCCUCUGGCUGUGGUCUCUGGCAGCAUCACAACAACGAUUACAGCGACAUUGAAUCAGCCAUCGACCCCAACGAGAACCUUGAUCGAUACGAAGAUGACUUUGUCCUCGAAGACGAGGUGGACGAUCUCGGCGUUCCCACUGAGGAGAUUCCCUUCGAGUUCACUCGACAUGCAUAUAAACAGCCAAAGGAAUACUUCCGCGACGUCAUCGGCUGGAUGGUGCAAAACAAACUAAACCCGGCCUUCCCUCGCUCUGACGACAUGUACAAAAUGGCAUUCAUGAAGCUGGAAGACGAAGUCAAGGGUCGGGCUGGUUCGCAGCUAAUCUCCUCCGUUUGGAACCCCAGUUUCGUCUAUGCCCUCCAAGCCCGACCACACAUUGAAAUCGCUGCCUUCCCUACGGAGGAGAACCAUCCCUGCGAUGCUUGCAGGCGCUCUGGACAUCCUGCUUCUAGUGAUAUCAAGCUUUACGGGAAGGCGUAUUCCCUGCAGACGCUAGAGCCAUUAGAAGAUGAGAAUGACGACAGCGACGACAAUGAUGAGGAUUCCAAUAAUGACGACGAUGGAAAAGAGCGGGACCGGGAUGGCCAUGUCAUUACUCCGGAGAAUGUCCGCUACUUCCUAGGAAAACAAUGCAAGGCGAGAGCCCAGCUUGCCCACACCCUUACCCACUGGCGCUACCAUCUCAAUGAGUGGGUUAUCGACUUCCUGGAUCGUACGGGCCAUAUGGAUGACGAUGAAAUCCUCCGACGAAAUGAUAUGAGCAUCAAGCGGAAGACGCGAAAUGCAAAUGAAGUCCUCGGCAGCAUGACCGAGACCGGUGAAGUCGAUAAGCUUUGGCGUGACUUCCAUAUCAAUCUCAAGUCUGCUCGCGAGAAAGAGUCUAUCUACGGAUGA
This is a messenger RNA of Penicillium expansum, 1965 nucleotides long. RefSeq lists its product as uncharacterized. The coding region runs from base 1 to 1965 and encodes 654 amino acids. The record is from RefSeq and is a predicted model, not a curated record. NCBI's taxonomy places the organism in Eukaryota, Fungi, Ascomycota, Eurotiomycetes, Eurotiales, Aspergillaceae. Gene Ontology annotation, cellular component: nucleus. The transcript has 5 exons.